Adineta steineri is the source of this 894-nucleotide messenger RNA. NCBI's taxonomy places the organism in Eukaryota, Metazoa, Rotifera, Eurotatoria, Adinetida, Adinetidae. The record is from the annotation of a GenBank genome assembly.
AUGGGUGAUGAUACAACAAUAAUUGCAAUUGAUGAAAUAAAUCAACGUGCUUAUCAAUCAAUUAAAUAUAGUUUUGAUCCAAUACCACAAAUAAGUUAUGCUCUACAACAUCUUCCAUAUGCAAUUCCUAAUACUCCUCAAUCGAAAUAUUAUGUACAGUUAUUAUUAGGUGGUGAUGCAUCAAUGGCAAAUUGUGAAUAUACAGCCUAUUGGAAAUAUGGAGGAUAUUAUUUGAAUGUAUUUCCAUCACAUUGGAUGAAUGGAAGUACAUUUGAAAUAAAAAAGUAUCUUAAUUUUACUUAUAAAAUGAUACAUUCAAAUAAUUCUUCUUCAGAUGAAGAUUAUUGGUAUACAAAUGAAAUAUGUGAAACUGAAGAUGGAAAUAAACCUCCAUGUCAAGAAAUCUUUUUUAAAAAAAAUACAGAAAUUCCUCUACGAUUAAAUCAAGUUGUUUAUCGAGGAUAUCGAUUUAUACAAACAACAAUAAAUUAUAAUGUAAUAUCAAUUGGAAAACCAGAUGAUAAAUAUUUUAAUUCAAUGCCAAAAGAUUGGCCUACUAAAUGUGAAGAUGUUGAUCUUGGUCUUACAUAUUAUCCACAAUCUGCAACAAUUAAAUUAAAUAAAAGUGCAGAAUUUCAUGUUUCUCUUUCUACUCCACCACAUCAAAUUAUUGGAAAUGGUACUGUUCUUGUUCAAUGGAAUACAACUGAUUGUAUUGAUUGUUUUACAUUAUCACCAAAACAGUUUACUUUUAAUAUGAAUAAUUUUCAAGAAAAUCAAAUAUUAACAAUAACUCGUAUUAAAAAUGCACCUCGAUCAGUUAUUAUUCCCAUUUUACAUGGUGAAGGUUAUGAAUUUAUUCCACCAGAAAGAUUUCAAAUUUAUAUUGAUUAA